Procambarus clarkii (red swamp crayfish) is the source of this 5458-nucleotide messenger RNA. Its product is annotated as damage-control phosphatase ARMT1. NCBI's taxonomy places the organism in Eukaryota, Metazoa, Arthropoda, Malacostraca, Decapoda, Cambaridae. Gene Ontology annotation, cellular component: nucleus. The record is from RefSeq and is a predicted model, not a curated record. Gene Ontology annotation, molecular function: phosphatase activity. Gene Ontology annotation, biological process: DNA damage response.
GUUGACAGUAGAGGGGAGGAGUGCGAGAGGUGGCCGCCGGGAGUGUCAUCGCGGACAGUGACCAGUGUAGAGAGACACUGGAGGGAAGUGCCACCAUGGCUCAGCCUCCGCCACUCUCUGCCAGUCAUAUAGGGAGUUUUGCCUAUCUGACGGUGAAGGACCGCCUGCCCGUCAUCCUUACUCGUGUUGUUGACUAUCUCUGCAGGGAGAAGGAUUUUAUUGGUGAUAGUUAUGGAAAGGCUGGUCAAGAGAGUUGUAAGGAGGUUAUAGGACGUUUUUCUCAACUAAAAAACGAAAUCCAGACGAAUAAAGAACUUAUACCAAUACAGUCUCAUUGUGAACCUUCUAGUCCGUAUGAUGAUUCGGAUAUAUAUAAUGCUCAGUUGGAGAAGUAUAUUCGUGUCAAUGGGGUUCCACCCAAGUGGUUUACUGCUCCUUGGUUGUUUGUGGAAUGCUAUAUGUAUACACGCAUCCAUGAAGCCUUCUACCUAUGUAAUUCUCUUAAAGACUUUGACCCCUUCAUGGAUCAGAAGAGAAAAAGUUUGAGAGAUUCCAUGCAAGCAACCGAGGCUCUAGCAGCACACGUGUUGGCUCUGUGUAGAAAUAUGUCUACGCUCUCACAUGACCAGUUGAAACAUCAUGUUAUUAAGCUGGUAGAGGUUAGUGUGUGGGGAAACAGAUGUGAUCUCAGCAUAUCCGGUGGUGCUGACAGAUCUCAACACUCUGAUCUAUUACUCUCUCUAAAUGAACUACUGCCAAACAUGAUUGUAAAUGAUUCAGAUUCGCUGUGGCAGCUUCUAGAAGCUCUUCCAGAAGACCAAAGGGAUGUUGUACUAAUACUAGACAAUGCAGGAUUUGAACUGGUCACAGAUCUGUGCCUGUUGACCUUCUUAAUGGAGGCAGGCCUUGCCACCUCUCUCACCAUCCACCCUAAGACACGUCCCUGGUUUGUGUCGGAUACUCUGCGUACAGACCUUUCCUGGACCUUCGACACACUAAGAGAAGCUGGAGAAUGUGCUGGAGAGAUGGCUAAUAAAUGGACAAAUUACAUUUCCCUUGGACGGUGGAAAAUCACAGAAAAUAAAUUUUGGACUUUGUCUUACGACUUUGCUGAUAUGAGGGAGGUUGAUCCUGAACUAUAUUCUCAGCUGAGCAAGGCAUCUUUGAUUAUCUUUAAGGGAGACUUGAAUUACCGCAAACUCACUGGAGAUCUGAACUGGCCAACAACGACUGGCUUUGAACAGGCUCUUCGCGGUUUCUUCCCAGCCCCAGUAUUAGCUUUACGUACAGCUAAAGGUGGACCAGUUGUUGGACUGGCUCCUGGCAUUAGUGAGAGAAUUGCAGCAGUAGCACCUGACUGGAAUAUUAGUGGAGAGUAUGGGAUGAUCCAGCUCUGUACUUCUUCAUGAUAUGUUGACCUUUAAUCGUUAUUGUUAUCAGCAUGUUCUUGUCUUACAGCUUGUUUAUUUAAAUUUGAUGCUUAAAUCAAGUUUUGUGUAAUUAAAUGUUUGGAAACAUAACAGUGGGGUAGCAUAUUUUGGGUCAUUAGGAAUAGUACUUUUAUUGUUAACACUUUGCGUGGCCCGGUGGGCCCUCUGCAGUGCACCACACGGUAGGCAGCAUGUUGCCCAUGAGCUCAUAACCACACUCAAAUGUUUAUACUCUUUACAAUUUUCUCUCUCAAUUUCCGUGCUACAUUGGUCAUUUCGGUAUCAAAUUGUUCACAAUAGAAUGCUCUAAAGGGAUAUAUGCAUAUAAGGUCAAAAAGAACAACAACUUUACCAAUAUCAUAAAAGUACAUCGUCAUGUGAAAACAAACUGCUUUUCGUUAUUGUUUACAGUCGUUAUUCAUUCCCUACAUUAUUUGUUACACUAUAUCAUUCGUUUUUGUGUUGCUUCAUGUUUAUAAAGGCAGUAACAAAAAAUAAAUAAGGUAAAACUACCGGAACAGGCACACAUUUCAAACCGAGAGUAUGCUGUGGCAGUCAAGAGCGUUGUCACGAAAACCAUGCGCCUCUUGUGUGGGUGUCCACCCACUCAGAGGUGUCAUGAUGCCACGUGGGGUAUACAGAGAAUGGGAAGACGUUGGCGCUCAUUUUAAAGUCCCAUAAUAAUCGGACAAUAAAUGGAAUUUUUACAAAUAUUUUAAUUGUUGACGGCAUUAACGUCAUUUCGCACAAUACAGUACGUGUAUUGUAUUAAUGAUUGAGAACGUCAUCACAAAGCAAAAGUGUUAAGAAAUGAAGUUUCAGUAUUUCCGUUGUCAAAAUAUUUGCUACGUUUCUUGCUGUAUUCUUGCAUUUGAUACUUUGUUAAAAUUGUAUUGUCAAUGGUGGUUGUUAUUGUGGUCUUGUCCCAUAUUAUUGUAAUUCAUGAAGUUUCUGGCAAGUAUAAACUUAAUACUAACCAAAGGUUUGGUUAAAAUAUACCAUAGCAUAGAAUUCACUUUUAUAUUUUAUUAUUGAAAUGAUGAAUUUCCAGUUAUGAUAGUGUAACUUUAAAGUUGAAUGUGGCCAAAUAAAAAAAUAAUUUUUAAAUGGAUGUCUGAAAUGUGAUAUUUAUAUUAAGAACCAUUGUCUUAAUUCAAAGUUUUAUGUGUUAUUUGAAAUUUAGCCCAGGUUAUGGAACUGGUUAGGUUAUUCAGAACUGUAUUAUCCAUCAGAAGAUGUUCUGUCAAUCUUUUUACAUGCAAGUAUGACUGUGUACAGGGGUGUGUUAGAAGCAACUCCUGGUACCUUGCCCUAGAUGUGAACCCAGGUCCUCUUUCCUGCAAGACUAGUGUGCUAGGGUAAUGUUGAGAAAAUGCUUGGUUUUAAUGAGGGGGAAAACACCAUUAUGGGUGUGAGAUGAGAGCUUCUGCAAGGAAUAAUUUAAUGUAUUAUGCAAUUAGUAAAAACCCAGCAAGAUGUAAUGAAGUGCUAAUUUCUGGAGGAGCCCUUGUGGCUCCCUGAAGCCAUCUUCCCAAGAAUGCUUCUGGCCUGCCAGGGACCAGUCAGAACAUGGCCUUCCUCACAGAUGUGUAGAGAGCUGGUGACAAUCUGCCACCUCACCAGUCACGAAGCCCCAACCCAGAGAUACGGCAUCAAUAAGCACGAUAAGCGAACGGGGAGGAUGGUGCCAUAGAACAGAACCUUGAUAGGCCCAAACCCACUGAUCCUAGAAAUGGCAGAACCAGAGAAACCUGAACAAUGCCCAGAUUGAAACUCUGCCUAAAGAAAGACCCUGCAGGCAAAGUCCAGGCUCCAGCAUAACCAACCAGCCACUAGGGGCCAAUCCAACCCACAGACAGCAACAAAGUGGCAGGCAGAGCAAAGCCACUGUAGGGAAGACAGAGACUGACAACCACAAACAAGGCCCAGCCUAGUUCAAACCAGGGAUGGAACCAGCUGGAAAGGUCACCAGCUUGCCAGGAACAAUAGGAUACACACCCACUGUGUGUGUGUGUGUGUGCUGGCACUCUUUGCACUCUGUUGCAAACAGAGGGAUAGACAGUUGGAACAAGUUAAGUAAGAAGGUGGUAGAGGCCAAAACAGUCAAUAGUUUCAAAGCAUUAUAUGACAGAGUACUGGGAAGACGAUAUACCACAAGUGUAGCUCUCGUUCUGUAAUUACACACACACGACGCUUAGCGUAGCUGGGCCGGAAGGACCUGUACCACCAAAGAAAAGACAAGAAGCAAGACAUGAGCCACAAUGUUCUCCAUAAGUGGCAAAACUGGUGCUUAUAUGUUCUAGGACAACAGCUGCUGAGAAGCCUCAAGAGAAGAGGGAGGCUGAGCGCAUAGAGACCAAAUGAACAUAAAAUGCAAGUAGGGACUGUGCUGUAGGAGUCAGACCCUACAAGCAGCUAUGCCCCACAGUUGGCAGUAGGACCGACAAGCACCCUAUAAACUAGCACCAAGUGAGGGAAGAGUUUGGCAUAGCAAUCCAAUAAGACCAAACCAAAAUAUAGCAGGGUAAUUACCAUAGCCUGAAGGACGUGAACGAUACCCCCAGGCACCAGGGCUGCUUGCCAGAAGAACAGACACCAUCUGCCACCAAAACCAUCAAGCUGUGUGUGGUGACUGUGACAUCCCAUGUAAACAGGUGUACAAACCACCCCCCACCCCCCCCCCAGUGCACCCAACACAACCAAAGUAUAUCCUUAACUAUGGGCCUAAGGCAAGGAUCCCCACCCCCCCCAGUGGUCAGGGAAUUUCUAGAACAAACACCUAAACACUCCAGAGAAGGGAAACUCUGGCUGUGCAAAGGAAACAUUAGCGGGUACAUAGGGGAAAAGAACCCCAAGCACAUGCAGCUUGAAACACCAAAUGAGCCAAGCCCAUUCAACAAGCCAGGAUAAAAACAUGUGAAUGAAACCUACACUAAAAUGGAAAACAAUACACAAAGCAAAUGGCCCACACAGGACAACCAAAUCCAAAGAUGGCAAGCACUUAGCUUGAAGCUUCAGGGCUUGCCCACAAGCUGGUAUGACCAAAAACACUACAGGCUGGUUGCAAAGACACCAACAUCAGGAACAGGACUGACUUUGGAAGCUGGUGUCUGGGCUGGUUGGUGGUGCUAAUCAGUACUGUACUAGAGUUUCGAGCUCACUUCAGUGGAUCCCUUAUUUUAUUGUAACUCAUUUGCAGUUGUUUGGAAGUUUGAGACUUAAUUUUCUGUAAACCUUCCAGUUGCAUGUAAAACUGCAGUAACUUUCUGGAGGCUUCUUUUUUACUGGUGAGGUGGCAAAUUGUUAUUGCUCAUUGCACCUAUGUGAAGGGGGGUUGGGGGGGGGCAGAUUCUGGCUCUGGUCUCCAAAAGACCAAAUGGAACUACAGUAUCCACAACUGAUGGGACUUCUUAGUAUGAAGCAUUCUCAGAAACAUAGCUUCUGGGAGCCACAAGGGACUCCCUCCAAACAUUACAAUAGUUGAUAUGCUAAUGCAUUGACACCUUGUCUAGAGGGAAUAUUAAGUAUGAAAUGGGUGGACAUAUUGAAUAAGAAUGAAGUGCUUGACCUAGGAGUAUGUAAAGGUGAAUAAAUAUGUAAUUUGUUUUGUAAAUUGAUGCUACAAAUAUUUAAGUGAAGAGGGCAGGCACAUUUGCACACAUAAGAUGCUGGAACCUAUAAGCAACUGGUUGCAGGCCAUUGUUUAUUAGAAAUGACAGAGGAAGCAGCAGCUUUUAUUAUUGAGAAAGCAAAUUAUGACUGGUUUCUCACAUAACAUUAGAAGCCAUUUCUGAAUGUAUUACUGUGAUUUAAAUAGUUACUUGCAUGUAAUUAAGGUACCUUUAUAUUGAGUAACCUUUAAAGACUGUCACAGUAAUGUGGCUGAAAAUUACUUGAUCCCCGAGAUCUGAAAAUAAAAGGUGAUAACGUUUCAAACUGUCCUGGGCCAUUAUCUAGUCAGACUGAAGCGUCACUUCCUUUAUUUUCAAAUGUGUCUGUAGGGCAUCUCAUUAAAGAAGUUUAUAAUA